This is a messenger RNA of Phodopus roborovskii (desert hamster), 1126 nucleotides long. RefSeq names its product synaptojanin 2 binding protein (gene Synj2bp). The coding region runs from base 133 to 681 and encodes 182 amino acids. Gene Ontology annotation, molecular function: protein binding. Gene Ontology annotation, biological process: mitochondrial respiratory chain complex IV assembly. The transcript has 6 exons. The record is from RefSeq and is a predicted model, not a curated record. Gene Ontology annotation, cellular component: mitochondrial inner membrane. NCBI's taxonomy places the organism in Eukaryota, Metazoa, Chordata, Mammalia, Rodentia, Cricetidae.
GGUUUCCUCUUCCGGUCCGGCGGCUGAGGAAACUGUAAAAGCUAUGCUGAGGACGCGGCGCGGAGCUUGAUUCACCUUCAUCUGCUCGGAGCGGCGGCUGACCCCGGGCUUCCACCCGGUGAGCCGUCAGACAUGAACGGACGGGUGGAUUAUUCAGUUACGGAGGAAGAGAUCAACCUGACGAGAGGACCCUCGGGGCUGGGCUUCAACAUCGUCGGUGGGACAGAUCAACAGUAUGUUUCCAACGACAGUGGCAUCUACGUCAGCCGCAUCAAAGAGGAUGGGGCUGCAGCCCGGGAUGGGCGGCUCCAGGAGGGUGAUAAGAUCCUCUCGGUAAAUGGCCAAGACCUAAAGAACCUGCUACACCAGGAUGCUGUAGACCUCUUUCGUAAUGCAGGAUAUGCUGUGUCCCUGAGAGUACAACAUAGGUUGCUGGUUGUAGGAGGUUCUUUUGGUCUUCGCGAAUUUUCACAAAUUCGUUAUGAUGCUGUGAAGAUUAAGGUUGAUCCUGAAUUGGAAAAAAAAUUGAAAGAGAAUAAAAUAACUUUAGAGUCAGAAUAUGAGAAAAUAAAGAACUCCACUUUUGAAGACUGGAAGAAUAUUCGAGGACCAAGGCCUUGGGAAGAUCCUGAACUCCUCCAAGGACGAAACCCAGAGACUCUUAAGUCUAAGGCAACCUGACUGUGCUUAGUUUUUCAAUAAAAUAUUCUCAAUGGGCCUGUACUGCGCUAUGAAGAAGAUUCCAGACCUGUGUAAACCUGGAUGUGAGUAAUGCGAUGGCAGAAAAUUUGGAUUAGAAAGUCAAGUGUAAGUCUUUAUGCUUUCCAGUCAGUCUGCCUGCAAAUGAAAGUAGCAGUGUUGAACACACAUCAGUAAAAAUGUGACUACUGCUGGCAUAACACGCCAUGCAUCCUCUUUUUCUAUAAGCCACUAGUACAGUUUGCUACCUCGUUUUGCUUUCUGAUGAAAAUUAUAGGCUUGGAUCCAAACUUUCCAAAUAAGAUUGUGACUUCAUAUUAAACAUAUAAACGAGCAAUCAUAAUCUAAUAAUGGUCUUGUCUUUUAUUCCUAAUAACUCAUAAACCAGCCUUGAAACCGUUGAACUCAUUAAGCCAAUUAUAUAAAU